ACGCGUUCCAUGUGCCGUUGGCUAGGGUUAGCCGUAAAUCGACGUUGAUUUUUUUCACACGUGGGUUAGUUAUUCGGAUUUGUACCUCAAGCAGAUUUCGGCGGUUCAAAAAUAGACAUCAGGGAUGGGCAGAAAGUUUGAUCCCACUACUAAGCAAAAACGUGGUCCUGGACGAAAGUCCAGAAAGCAAAAGGGAGCAGAAACAGAGAUUGGUAAAUUUUUGCAGGAUGACGAUGAUGUCCAGAAAAGACUCUCCCGACGAGGAAGAAAAAGGGCUGCCAAGCGCCUUUUAACGAAAAGUGUUCCACCAAAGAAAAAAAAAGAUGAAAUAAAAGAAGAUGUACCAGCGGUAAAGCCAAAGAAGGAAGGUAUAUCCAAAAAAGGCUUUAGUGAUGACAAUGCAUCAUGGCUAAGGCCAGUCAAACACAAAGAGCCUGGAUCAGAGGAAGAUUCCUUAGACUCUGAAGAUGAAGGUGAGGGUAAAGAUGAAUCUGAGGAAGAUAAACCAGAGAAUGGUGAAUCAGAGGCAGAAAUGGAUGAGGACGAAGAGGGUGAUGCAGAUGAAAUGGUGGAUGAUUAUGGAAUAGAUGAGGAAGAGAAUGAUGAAGAUAACAACCAGCAACUUUGGAGUGAUGACGACGAGAGCUCUGAAGAUGAAGUACACGAAGGCUCUGAUCUUCUGCCAAUUGAGCGAGCUGCUGAACGCCAUAAAAUACGUAAACAGUUAGAACAAGAGAAGGAAAAUGAAGAGGAUGACACACUUCAGUUAAAUAUUGAAGAAACAGAACGCUUCAUCUUGCCCAGUGGACAGGAGAUUGAGAAAGAGACUGCGCAACCUCCAGACCUUCAGAUGGUUUAUCAGCGAAUCAAGGAUAACAUAGAAGUUCUGGUAGAUUUUGCUACAAAAAGAGAGCCUGGAAAACAGAGGUCAGAUUAUCUGAACCUUCUCAAACAUGACUUGGCUAUUUAUUAUGGCUAUAAUACUUUUCUUGUUGAAAAGUUAAUGGACAUAUUCCCCAUGUCAGAGUUGAUAGAUUUUUUGGAAUCUAAUGAGGUUCAACGCCCAGUGACGAUUCGAACAAACACCCUGAAGACGAGGAGGAGGGAUUUAGCUCAGGCAUUGAUUAACAGAGGAGUUAAUUUAGAUCCCCUUGGGAAAUGGUCCAAAGUUGGACUAGUCAUCUUUGAUUCCUCUGUUCCAAUCGGUGCUACACCAGAGUAUCUGGCUGGGCAUUAUAUGCUACAAGGAGCAUCCAGUUUUCUCCCUGUUAUGGCUUUGGCUCCACAAGAGAAUGAGAAGGUAUUGGACAUGAGCUGUGCUCCAGGAGGCAAGACAAGCUAUAUUGCUCAGUUGAUGAAGAACACAGGUAUAAUUUUGGCUAAUGAUGCUAGUGCAGAACGACUGAAGAGUGUUGUUGGCAAUCUUCAUCGUCUAGGUGUCACAAAUAGCGUGGUCUGCAACUAUGAUGGAAGACAGUUCCCAAAGGUGAUGGGUGGCUUUGACAGAGUUCUGUUAGAUGCUCCUUGUAGUGGAACAGGAGUCAUUUCAAAAGACCCAGCUGUUAAAACUAGCAAGGAUGAAAAAGAUAUUCUCCGUUGUGCACACUUGCAGAAAGAGUUAAUCGUUUCAGCUAUAGACUCUUUGGAUGCCUCCUCAGAAACUGGAGGCUACCUUGUGUAUUGCACUUGCUCUAUUAUGGUAGAAGAAAAUGAGUGGGUUGUUGACUAUGCAUUGAAAAAGCGUAAUGUCAAACUGGUCCAAACUGGUCUAGAAUUUGGAAAAGAAGGUUUUACCAGGUUUAAAGAGCGACGUUUUCAUCCAUCACUUAAACUGACAAGACGCUUCUACCCCCACACUCAUAACAUGGAUGGGUUUUUUGUUGCCAAAUUAAAAAAAUUUUCUAAUACGAUUCCAAAGGUGAACACAGAAUCUGAGAACAUCCCUGCUGAAGAGGAAAAGACGGACUUAUCAGAAAAGGCUUCUUCUGUGACUUCUGGUGAAAACGUUAAAAAGGAUAAAAAUGCAGUCUCUACAUCAUCUGAAAAUCAAAAGAAAAAGAUCUCAGUAAAGGGAAAAAGUAUGAAGAAUACAGCCAGAGUCAAAGACAUAAAAAGUGUAUCAGCAAAGAGAAAAGAGACAAAGGAAAAGCCUAAGAAAGGGAAAUUGGUUAAAAACAAGUUAAAGAAAUUUAAGAUGCAGAAAGCCCGGAGUAAAGCACCUCAAUCUGCUGGCACAGUUUAAGUACAUUUAAAAUAAAAAAGGGAGCCAAUCCUCAUCUCUCUUCUCAUUUAAUGGACUCUAUCUUGAAUAUUUUUUGUUGUCUGACAAGCUAGUAAUAUAAAGCUGAAAUCAGGAUGGUUGAUCCACUUAACUACCCAAACUAGCUUGUUAUAACAGCCAGACCAGCAAUACGGAAAUCAUACUGAAAAUUGUCAAAAAAUGUUUUAUCAUCAAUUAAUCUGAAUGUUCUUUCUUUUAUUAGUAUAAGAAUAUAAUCUAAUAAGAUAUAACAGCUGAGAUGGAUGAGAAUAUUUCGUAUCAUGUGGCUGUUGCUUGGUUCUAUAAAAAGUAUUGCUGAAAAUUAUUACUGUUUGAACAAAAUGUUUUGGAAAAAAAUGUUUUAAAUGUUCUUGUAUUACCUGCAGAGUGGUAAAACAUUUUAUAUAAA
Messenger RNA from Polypterus senegalus (gray bichir), 2669 nucleotides. It is a transcript of the gene nop2, whose product is annotated as NOP2 nucleolar protein homolog (yeast). Gene Ontology annotation, molecular function: RNA binding; rRNA (cytosine-C5-)-methyltransferase activity. The transcript is spliced from 16 exons. Lineage: Eukaryota; Metazoa; Chordata; Cladistia; Polypteriformes; Polypteridae. Bases 125 to 2242 code for a protein of 705 amino acids. The record is from RefSeq and is a predicted model, not a curated record. Gene Ontology annotation, biological process: maturation of LSU-rRNA; rRNA base methylation. Gene Ontology annotation, cellular component: nucleolus.